Spizellomyces punctatus DAOM BR117 is the source of this 1414-nucleotide messenger RNA. RefSeq lists its product as uncharacterized. The transcript has a single exon. Lineage: Eukaryota; Fungi; Chytridiomycota; Chytridiomycetes; Spizellomycetales; Spizellomycetaceae. Bases 137 to 1414 code for a protein of 425 amino acids. The record is from RefSeq and is a predicted model, not a curated record.
AUUUCAAUUGGCGCUUGCAGUGCAGAAAGAAAAAAGAUGACAAGAUGGCAAGACAUGAAAAGGUUAAAGGGAAAACAACAGGCAAACAUCUUCCUGGAAUUUUCUACCCAAGUAACUUUUGUAGUUGACCACCAGGAUGAGAAGGGCCUACUACAUACUCUUGUUCCUCCUUUUAUCCCUCAUCGUCGUGAGAUCCUCACCAGUACCUCAGGACGAGGGCGGCGGAGGCGAGGAUGACCAAGGCGAGGAUACUGGCAACGGUGCCGAAGAUACCGGCAAACCUCCAAAAGCGCCAAAAGAGCCGAAACAGCCAAAGCCGCCGAAACCGGAAAAGGCACCCAAGGGCAAGGCUAAAGGCCAACAAGUGCCGAGCUCCAUCACCAAUCCGCCGACACCAGACCCAAUAUUCACUGUGGAGACAUUCACAGAAGUAUCGACGACAACAGAGUUACCUACGUUUACCCCGAUAGUUCAAUCAUUCCCACCACCGCCUCCUGAUAUCACAAUCAGUACAAUAAAUACAAUAAAUAUCCCAUCACCUAUGAGUACGACGUAUGAGGAGACUCCAACGUCCAUUUCGACGGAUGCAAGCUUGCCAACCACAAGACCAGCUCCAUCCAUAAACACCCGUCCACCGCCACCUAGAUCAACGUCUGGUGACUAUGCAACCAUGUCAGAAAUGUCCAUCAUGUCGAAAAGUCCCGCAGCUGAAUCAAAGGAGCGGACUGUGAAAAUUGUAGUACCUAUAUUCACAAUACUAGGUGCUGCACUAGGCGUUGCCGGACUAAUGUACCGGCGAAAAAGAUUAUCGAAACAGCAACUGGUGAAAGACUUUACUGGCACGGACGCUGCAAAUAUGGUUCGACCUGUUCCGGUUUUGGAUAAUGAUUCGGAUGAAACUUUGAAUAGUGGCUCAGAUACGAGGGGUGGUAGCAGUGGUGCAUUGGAGAGUGAUGGAGCGCCAUUAAUUCAAAAGCCCGAACCUGCAGCGUCAGGACGGUCCUUUGCUCCAAUGGCGUUCCUUCGAAAGAGCAAAUCGCUGUUCCGCUUGCCAGCAAGUCCAACCAUCAGUUCAGCAACGGAAGCCAAAGAAGAAAACAACUUGGGCGAGUCUCCCACAAUUCCCUCGCCGAUCCCUCCUGAACGUACUACUUCCAAUGAGCGCACGAUCACAAUCGAUUUUACAUCGCCUCCGACGUUGCAGAGACCAGAAAAGAUAGACAUUGCUACGCCCCAAACAGUCAUACUGUUAGAACCAGAGAUGGCUCAGAGAGGUAGCGGAUUCAGCGCUUUCGGAGAAAUUCCAUCGAUAUCCAAUGACCAGCGGGAGACUGCGUCAAGAAACAGUGUACAUUCCGUAACGAGUGACGAUGAUACAAUUAAAGACUUUCCCGCCGCUGAAAACCCAAUAUAG